Messenger RNA from Sinocyclocheilus rhinocerous, 484 nucleotides. RefSeq names its product Y+L amino acid transporter 2-like. Gene Ontology annotation, biological process: amino acid transmembrane transport. The annotation marks the transcript as partial. Gene Ontology annotation, molecular function: L-amino acid transmembrane transporter activity. NCBI's taxonomy places the organism in Eukaryota, Metazoa, Chordata, Actinopteri, Cypriniformes, Cyprinidae. Gene Ontology annotation, cellular component: membrane. The record is from RefSeq and is a predicted model, not a curated record. The transcript has a single exon.
GUUGGAUAAGGCCGACGAGGGCCCCUUCUGUCUCCACGUGGCAACACGUACACCUGUGGACAGGAUGGAGAACAACACUGAAUCCAGAAAGCUGAACGGCCAGCUUGAGGGUUCCGCAGCCCUUUCAAAACCCAAAGAGAGCAUGCAGCUCAAAAAGGAAAUCUCUCUUCUGAACGGCAUCAGCCUCAUCGUGGGGAACAUGAUUGGCUCAGGCAUAUUUGUGUCGCCUAAGGGUGUUCUGAUCUACAGCGCUUCCUACGGACUGUCUCUUGUUAUCUGGGCCAUCGGUGGCAUCUUUUCAGUAGUGGGUGCACUCUGUUAUGCAGAGCUGGGUACAACAAUCACUAAGUCCGGUGCCAGCUACGCCUACAUCCUGGAGUCGUUUGGAGGCUUCAUAGCAUUUAUACGUCUGUGGACAUCGCUGCUUAUCAUCGAACCGACAGGCCAGGCUGUAAUUGCCAUAACUUUUGCCAACUACUUGGUU